CCGGGCUGUUUAGUUGGUAUAAUUUGUUACUGCUGGGUGCCGCCUAGAGGCUUUGAAUUUUAUCAAAAAAGAACCACUUACACAUUCAAAAUUACUACAGUGUUAGACCAAAAGAAAACAAAUUAUAUAAACGAAACGUUGGAAAUACAACUCAUCAAUGUCAGAACAAUCACGUAUCAUACACAAAGUAGUCACAGAAUACGAUUGUGUUAAGAGUCAAAGUAAAAUUGAUGAAUACAUUAAUGAUCAUUCAUUACGUCUAUCAGAAGCACAAAAAUGGUUACUAAAGAAAACAAAAGACGAACCCAAUGUACACUAUCUUAUGUCGAGCAUAGAAAUGCAAUUAUUAGCCAAUUUAUGCUAUUCAAUCAAUGCUAAACAAACACUCGAUAUUGGAGCUUAUACUGGAUACAGUGUAUUAGCUAUAGCUGAAGUGUUACCUUCAGACGGACGUGUACUAGCAUUGGAGAUAACAGAUACUUAUCUAGAAGAUUACUGUAUUCCAGCAUGGCGACAAGCUGGUGUGGAGUCGAAAGUUGACUUUAGACUUGGUCCAGCUAUUGAAACUCUAGAAAAUUUGAUUGCUAAUGGAGAAAGUGAAACAUUUGAUUUUGCAUUCAUUGAUGCUGAUAAAGAGAACUAUAGUAAUUAUUAUGAAUUAUGCCUCAAACUUAUCCGACCACGGGGUAUUAUCGCUGUCGACAAUGUUCUUUGGUCCGAACUUGUGAUUGAUGAAAGUGAUCAAACCUCUGAAACUAUCGGUGUGAGACAAGUGAAUGACUUGAUAGCUAAAGAUAACAGAGUACGAAUCUCUUUCCUUAAUCUUGCAGAUGGAUUGACAAUUGUUGUGAAAAAAUAAAGCGAUAAACAUCUGCACCCAGACAAAGAUUUGGUAAAACAUGAAUCUGUGUACCUUUUUUGCAUGUGUUACAUGUCUUAGAUUCUUAGUAGGUGCGCUACUACACAGCAAAAUUUGAGUGAGCGUUUUUCGGCAUUUUGAUCAUUAUUGUGAAAAAAAUUUUCUAUCUUUAAACAACUUUUACUUUACUGUAGUUGUUUAGUCGUAAAAUAACUAUAUUAUCUGAUAUUUCGUGUGUAUUUUAAAUAUAAUUGACAACCGA
Molecule: messenger RNA, 1121 nt
Organism: Heterobilharzia americana
Lineage: Eukaryota; Metazoa; Platyhelminthes; Trematoda; Strigeidida; Schistosomatidae
Source: the annotation of a GenBank genome assembly